Osmia lignaria (orchard mason bee) is the source of this 2382-nucleotide messenger RNA. Lineage: Eukaryota; Metazoa; Arthropoda; Insecta; Hymenoptera; Megachilidae. The record is from RefSeq and is a predicted model, not a curated record.
ACACAUAUAAUUAUGCAUACCGUGCUACACAGUAACAUUACUGGUUAUAUUAUGUUUUGAUUACAGUGUAGUUUGUUUACAUUUCUUAUAAAAUAAACUAAUUCGGUUUAUUAUUUGAUAAUAAAUUAAAUAAAACUCUUUUUAUUGUACCAUAAGAAGCUAAAUUUGAAUAAAUGAUUUAAAUAAGACAAUGGAACCAGAAGAGCAUAUCUUGAAAACAGCAGAAACACCGUCUGCGAUAAAGAAACCUUCAUGCCAUAACAAACAUAAAAAUACAAAUGAAUAUGUAAAUAAUUUAUUCAAAAAGCAUUUUUCAAUUUUAAGCAAUGAACAUUAUUCGUUGCCUGAACCAAAAGCAAUGUUCGAAGACAAUCUGUGGAAAGUGGAAGAAUUACAAAUGUUAAAAGAUGAAUUAAAUAAUAUAAAAAGCUAUUUAGAUAAUUAUGAUGCUAUGGAAUGGCAGGCACAUACAAGGUUUAGAAAUAUUGCAAAAGAUGUUAUGACACGUCUAAGAAUUGACAUUGAACCAGAGCUUUUAACUCAAGCAUGGUGUAAAUUUUAUGAAAUAGUUUCAUCCUUUCCUUUGGUACCAGUAAUUCAUAUUAAUCGUAACAAUAAAUAUUUUAAGUCUAUUCAUUUAUGCGAAGCACCUGGAGCUUUCGUUACAUCUUUAAACCAUUGGCUAAAAACUAAUAUACCUGACAUUCAAUGGAAUUGGAUUGCUACAACAUUAAAUCCCUAUUAUGAGGGUAAUCUAUCAUCAGUAAUGAUUGAUGAUGAUAGAUUCAUAAGACACACCUUAAGUCACUGGUGUUUUGGAGAAGACAAUACUGGAAAUAUUAUGAAUUUAAAAAAUUUAGAUGAACUUAUGAAAACGUCAGAACCACAUCAUGAUAUAUUUUUAGUUACUGCUGAUGGUAGUAUAGACUGUACAGAUGUUCCCGCAGAGCAAGAAAGUGUUCUUACGCAUUUACAUUUCUGUGAAACUGUAGCUGCUUUACACCUGUUAGCUACUGGAGGUAGCUUUUUAUUAAAAAUUUUUACUAUGUUUGAGUGCAAUACAGUAUGCCUAAUUUAUUUAUUAUCUUGCUGCUUCAACCAUGUUGAUAUAAUAAAACCAAUAACAAGUAAAGAAGGAAAUUCAGAGACAUAUAUGGUAUGCACAAGUUUUAAAGGACCAACAUUUAUUUCACCCUAUUUAGAAAAGCUUAGAGAAUAUUAUGAAUAUGGUCCUAAGCAGGCAAUAUUUAGUAAACAUGAUAUUCCACUUGCCUUUAUAGAACAGAUCACAGAAUGCAGCAGAUUUUUUAAAACGCAACAAUGUCUAGUCAUAGAGAAUAAUAUUAUUACAUUUAAGUCUGACAAUCGUAAAAUGUUACGUGAUUUGAAACAAAUUCAACAUACGGUUGCUGAUAAAUAUAUAAAGGAAUAUAAUUUAAAAAAACUAGAAUCUGGAGAAAUUGUAGGAAAAGCAAUUGUAUUAGGAAAAAAUACUAAUACGAAUGAACAUAAGAAGACAUUACAAGGAUCGUAUCAUCAACGUCGUGAAAAACAACAUUUAGCACCUCUGGAUCGAUUAGAAAAUUUUUGUAAUGAUUUCAAUCAAUCAAAGCUCUAUAUAUCAUCCAGUACAUGUAGGAAAUUUGAAUUUACCAAACCACCAGAGAAUUUACACAUACGUUCAGGAAAAAUCUUUCAUAGAGCAUAUAAUUCAAAAUUUUGUAGCAAAAGUGCUUUAAAAGUGAAGAAUGAUGUUGAUGACAUCCUUGUUAAAAUGGGGUACAAAAUACAAUUUCCUUCCAUAGAAAAUAUAAGAAAAUUGGAGAACAAGAUUUUUACUAAACCGCAAAAUAAAACUUUAAUCUUUUUUUAUACUGACGAGUAUGAUAGUCAUGAAAUAAUCAGCAAAAUUUACGAUACAAUGCAACAUCUAAACAGUGGGGAAAAUUUAGUUUUAAUUGGUUACUCAUUACUUACUUAUCUUAAUGUUGGGCUUCUUUGUCUUGUGAGCAGUGCAUUUAAUUUAUUAAAAAUAAAAGCUUGCGAUGAUAUAGGAUUGAAAAUUACUUUAAAAAAUUAUAAUUAUAAUCUUAAAACAUUAGAAUUCUUACACGAAAUUAAAACCGCCUCGCUCAACAUUCAAAAACAAGGAAGAGCUGUUUUGGAGAUAAUUCCUGUAUCAGUGUUGUAUGAAGGAUUUGAUUUAUGUUAUUCGGCAGAAGAAUUUAAUCAUUCGGUUAUAAAAACGUACAUUAAUUAUGUACUAUGUGAAAUAAAAGAAAAUAUCGUCGAGGGGAAAAGUAAUACAUGAAAUAUAUGCUCUGUAAAAAGCUAGAACUGUAUCAUUUUUGGUAUAAUAAACACUAACUACAUAUUUGUAAA